Molecule: messenger RNA, 3840 nt
Organism: Gorilla gorilla gorilla (western lowland gorilla)
Lineage: Eukaryota; Metazoa; Chordata; Mammalia; Primates; Hominidae
Gene: STXBP1
Product: syntaxin binding protein 1
Exons: 19
Coding region: 212-1996 (594 amino acids)
Biological process (GO): vesicle-mediated transport
Source: RefSeq, a predicted model, not a curated record
CGGCUUGCCCCGCCCCCGCGCGCGCCGGCGGCGGGGCAGCCUCGCUCUGGCUCGCGCCGCGCCCCCGCUCCCAGUCCGCGCGUCAGUCGGUCCCUAGCGCGGCUGCGGGGCGGAGAGCUGCGGCUGGCCCAGCGCGCCCACCUGAGGAGGCGGCGGGGUCCGCAGGCGUCGCGGGACGAGGAGAUCGGAGCCGGGAGACUCGCGCAGCGCCAUGGCCCCCAUUGGCCUCAAAGCUGUGGUCGGAGAGAAGAUUAUGCAUGAUGUGAUAAAGAAGGUCAAGAAGAAGGGGGAAUGGAAGGUGCUGGUGGUGGAUCAAUUAAGCAUGAGGAUGCUGUCCUCCUGCUGCAAGAUGACAGACAUCAUGACCGAGGGCAUAACGAUUGUGGAAGAUAUCAAUAAGCGCAGAGAGCCGCUCCCCAGCCUGGAGGCUGUGUAUCUCAUCACUCCAUCCGAGAAGUCCGUCCACUCUCUCAUCAGUGACUUUAAGGACCCGCCGACUGCUAAAUACCGGGCUGCACACGUCUUCUUCACUGACUCUUGUCCAGAUGCCCUGUUUAAUGAACUGGUAAAAUCCCGAGCAGCCAAAGUCAUCAAAACUCUGACGGAAAUCAAUAUUGCAUUUCUCCCGUAUGAAUCCCAGGUCUAUUCCUUGGACUCUGCUGACUCUUUCCAAAGCUUCUACAGUCCCCACAAGGCUCAGAUGAAGAAUCCUAUACUGGAGCGCCUGGCAGAGCAGAUCGCGACCCUUUGUGCCACCCUGAAGGAGUACCCGGCUGUGCGGUAUCGGGGGGAAUACAAGGACAAUGCCCUGCUGGCUCAGCUAAUCCAGGACAAGCUCGAUGCCUAUAAAGCUGAUGACCCAACAAUGGGGGAGGGCCCAGACAAGGCACGCUCCCAGCUCCUGAUCCUGGAUCGAGGCUUUGACCCCAGCUCCCCUGUGCUCCAUGAAUUGACUUUUCAGGCUAUGAGUUAUGAUCUGCUGCCUAUCGAAAAUGAUGUAUACAAGUAUGAGACCAGCGGCAUCGGGGAGGCACGGGUGAAGGAGGUGCUCCUGGACGAGGACGACGACCUGUGGAUAGCACUGCGCCACAAGCACAUCGCAGAGGUGUCCCAGGAAGUCACCCGGUCUCUGAAAGAUUUUUCUUCUAGCAAGAGAAUGAAUACUGGAGAGAAGACCACCAUGCGGGACCUGUCCCAGAUGCUGAAGAAGAUGCCUCAGUACCAGAAAGAGCUCAGCAAGUACUCCACCCACCUGCAUCUUGCUGAGGACUGUAUGAAGCAUUACCAAGGCACCGUAGACAAACUCUGCCGAGUGGAGCAGGACCUGGCCAUGGGCACAGAUGCUGAGGGAGAGAAGAUCAAGGACCCUAUGCGAGCCAUCGUCCCCAUUCUGCUGGACGCCAAUGUCAGCACUUACGACAAAAUCCGCAUCAUCCUUCUCUACAUCUUUUUGAAGAAUGGCAUCACGGAGGAAAACCUGAACAAACUGAUCCAGCACGCCCAGAUACCCCCGGAGGAUAGUGAGAUCAUCACCAACAUGGCUCACCUCGGCGUGCCCAUCGUCACCGAUUCCACGCUGCGUCGCCGGAGCAAGCCGGAGCGGAAGGAACGCAUCAGCGAGCAGACCUACCAGCUCUCACGGUGGACUCCGAUUAUCAAGGACAUCAUGGAGGACACUAUUGAGGACAAACUUGACACCAAACACUACCCUUAUAUCUCUACCCGUUCCUCUGCCUCCUUCAGUACCACCGCCGUCAGCGCCCGCUAUGGGCACUGGCAUAAGAACAAGGCCCCAGGCGAGUACCGCAGUGGCCCCCGCCUCAUCAUUUUCAUCCUUGGGGGUGUGAGCCUGAAUGAGAUGCGCUGCGCCUACGAGGUGACCCAGGCCAACGGAAAGUGGGAGGUGCUGAUAGGAUCCACGCACAUCCUCACCCCACAGAAACUGCUGGACACACUGAAGAAACUGAAUAAAACAGAUGAAGAAAUAAGCAGUUAAAAAAAUAAGUCGCCCCUCCAAAACACGCCCCCAUCCCACAGCGCUCCGCAGCUUCCCACCACUGCCCGCCUCAGUUCCUUUGCGUCUGUUGCCUCCCCAGCCCUGCACGCCCUGGCUGGCACUGUUGCCGCUGCAUUCUCGUGUUCAGUGAUGCCCUCUUCUUGUUUGAAACAAAAGAAAAUAAUGCAUUGUGUUUUUUAAAAAGAGUAUCAUCUUAUAUAUGUAUCCUAAAAAGAUAAGCUCAUGUGCAAUUGGUGCACAGCAGGAGAACUUUCUGGACUGUUAGGAUGAAUGGACGCCUUCUCCCCAUUAUUUAAGAUUUGUGACCUUGUACAUAACCCUGGGUGAUGUGCACAUUGCUUGGGUAUGGAACGGUAGAAAUUUGGGUGUUUUUAAAACCUUGUUUGGGGUUGUUCCUGUCCUUGUUGAGAAUCAUAGAGAUGUCUGUGUUCUUGGAGUAUUUCACACUGAGGACUAAUCUGCUAUCUUCAUUCCAGUCCCUACCCCUCAGUGCCUGCUUUCAUCCAAAUAACCUGGGAGGUGACAAUCGAGAUAUCUCAGGAGGUCCAAGGUGGAACAGACCUCUUUGCCUUUCCCAGCAUCUCAUACCUCCGGUAGUGCAGCUGUGGGUGGAGGCUGGGGUGUCUGCACGAAGCCAGGCCAGCGGCCUCCUCCACAGCCUGUCACUGCCCCCUCCCCAGCCUGUGUCCACAGUGCUGUGAUCCCGAGGGAAGUCCUCCAGUCUAAGUCACAGUGCCCUGACAGGUGAGAAGCAAACUCCCGCUGGAAGCCUCCAUCUCUUUGGAAAAACAGUUAGUCUGGAGCCUGUGGCCCAGGCCCUUCUGUCCCCAGGCAUCAUCCCAACAGCUCAUUUUCCCUAGUCAGCCUUCGUUCAAGGGUCAGGAAUGGACCAGAACAGAUGGGUUCUGGAGGCCCCUGAACAGAGGGCUAUGGCUGUGGAGAAGGUUCUUGGCCCAUUGGACUCACACAGACCCUGUACCCUCUCGGCAAGCAUCUUCAGUCAGAUUAUCCUCAGUUUCAGAUACUUCAUAAUACCUUGUGUUGUGUGAGGUCAUACAUCAUCGUGUUUGUAAGAGAAGACGGUCAUUUUAUUCUCUGUAUAAAACUUAGCUCUAAAGCAGAAACUAAAGCAGCAAAUGCAGGAAGGCUGUCUCGCCAUCCUCAAGACUCAGCAGCUCUCAUUCUCCAGUGGUGAGCACACCAUUUGUGCUGCUGCUGCUGUUGUCGUGAAAUAUAAUAACAGUGGAAGUCACAAAAAUGUCCCCUGCCCAGCCCCCUCGCCGCCCUUGACCUCCUGCAGGCCAUGUAUUACUUGUCUAGUGAUGUCCUCUCAAAGUGCUGUACGCGAGCUCGGCGCCACCUCCGCCUCCCUUUCAGAGCCUGCUCCCCGCCCUCUCCGCUCGCUGCAUUGUGGUGUUCUCUUCUCAAGGCUUUGAAAUCUCCCCUUGCACUGAGAUUAGUCGUCAGAUCUCUCCCUGUCUCCCUCCCAACUUAUACGACCUGAUUUCCUUAGGACGGAACCGCAGGCACCUGCGCCGGGCGUCUUACUCCUGCUGCUUGUUCUGUCCCCUCCCUCGGACCAAACAGUGCUCAUGCUUCAGGACCUUGUUUGUCGAAGAUGUUGGUUUCCCUUUCUCUGUUAUUUAUAUAAAAAUAAUUUAUCAAAAGGAUAUUUUAAAAAAGCUAGUCUGUCUUGAAACUUGUUUACCUUAAAAUUAUCAGAAUCUCAGUGUUUGAAAGUACUGAAGCACAAACAUAUAUCAUCUCUGUACCAUUCUGUACUAAAGCACUUGAGUCUAAUAAAGAAAGAAAUCAGCACCCCU